Molecule: messenger RNA, 546 nt
Organism: Arabis nemorensis
Lineage: Eukaryota; Viridiplantae; Streptophyta; Magnoliopsida; Brassicales; Brassicaceae
Source: the annotation of a GenBank genome assembly
AUGGCUUCCUCUAUGCUCUCCUCCGCCGCCGUGGUUACCACACCGGCUCAAGCCACCAUGGUUGCUCCAUUCACCGGCUUGAAGUCGUCUGCUGCCUUCCCCGUCACCCGCAAGACCAACACCGACAUUACUUCCAUCGCAAGCAACGGCGGAAGAGUCAACUGCAUGCAGGUCUGGCCACCAAUCGGAAAGAAGAAGUUUGAGACUCUCUCUUACCUUCCUGACCUUACCGACGUCGAGUUGGGUAAGGAAGUUGACUACCUUCUCCGCAACAAGUGGAUUCCAUGUGUUGAAUUCGAGUUGGAGCACGGAUUUGUGUACCGUGAGCACGGAAACACGCCCGGUUACUACGACGGACGUUACUGGACAAUGUGGAAGCUUCCCUUGUUCGGAUGCACCGACUCUGCUCAAGUGUUGAAGGAAGUGCAAGAGUGCAAGAAAGAGUACCCUAAUGCCUUCAUUAGGAUCAUUGGAUUCGACAACAACCGUCAAGUCCAGUGCAUCAGUUUCAUUGCCUACAAGCCCCCAAGCUUCACCGGUGCUUAA